This is a messenger RNA of Puccinia graminis f. sp. tritici CRL 75-36-700-3, 543 nucleotides long. RefSeq lists its product as uncharacterized. Bases 34 to 543 code for a protein of 169 amino acids. The record is from RefSeq and is a predicted model, not a curated record. Lineage: Eukaryota; Fungi; Basidiomycota; Pucciniomycetes; Pucciniales; Pucciniaceae. The transcript has 4 exons.
CGAAGAAGCAGAAAGGCCACGUCUUGAAACACCAUGGAAGGACUCCCAGUCUCAAGUGCUCCAGGCAUUCAACCUAUGCCAAUGUUUUUUUAUGGCACGUUGAUGAAUGAACACAUUCUCGAACGGGUGAUAGGUCGACCAAUAAAUAAACUGAACAUUCAGCCUGCCCAGUUAUCCGGGUACUGUCGAUUCAACAUUCGUGAUGCUCAUUACCCAGGCUUGAUACCCGCGUCAGCUGCCGAAGUUGCCCUCAAGCGCCCACCUACUCUCGAAGAACAAACAGUUACUGGGAUGAUCGUUUCUGGUCUGAGUGCUUCUGAUGUGACUUUGUUGGAUGCGUUUGAGGGCGAAGAAUACGAGUCGCACACAGCGCACGUCAAGUUGAUGAAUUCCAACAGCCCUCCUGUAGAAGCCAUUGUGUAUCUUUACUCACCCGCGAUAGUAUCACACAAAGUCUUGCCAAGUGUAUGGUCCUACGACGAGUUCCUGAAAAAUCAUUUGGCACAGUGGGUCGUCGAUCCCAAUAUGUACAGAUACGGCUAA